Molecule: messenger RNA, 1760 nt
Organism: Protopterus annectens (West African lungfish)
Lineage: Eukaryota; Metazoa; Chordata; Ceratodontiformes; Protopteridae
Gene: ARL16
Product: ADP ribosylation factor like GTPase 16
Exons: 5
Coding region: 65-586 (173 amino acids)
Molecular function (GO): GTP binding; GTPase activity
Source: RefSeq, a predicted model, not a curated record
GGAUAGCUGAUUACAUUAACAAAUUUUUGGAGUGAGUCCAAUUUUCAUAUUUUGGAGCACUGUAAUGAUGUGCCUGCUGCUGGGAGCCACUGGUGUUGGAAAGACAUUACUACUAAAGAGGCUUCAGAAGCUGAGUCAGAAGGAUACAGUUACCGACUUAGGAGAACCUCCUCCUACUUUACCAACAGUUGGCACCAAUCUGACAGACAUCAUUAUCAGCAAAACUAAACUGACUAUCCGGGAACUUGGAGGUUGCAUGGGGCCUAUCUGGCCAAGUUACUACGGUGAUUGCUGUUCUGUACUUUUUGUGAUUGAUGCAGCAAAUCCUUGCCAGAUUGCAUCUUCCUGUAUGCAGCUGUUGUCUGUUCUGUCUGCCAAACCCUUGGAGAAGGCAUCUGUUUUGGUUCUUUUCAACAAAAUUGAUCUGCCUUGCUUCAUGUCUCUUGUGGAGAUGAAGUCCUUGUUCCGGAUGGAUGACAUAACUUCCUGUGCUAAGCAGUCAGUCACUCUAAUGGAAGUCAGUGCUCGGUAUGGUGCAGGCCUACAAGAGGUUUUAAAAUGGCUUCUUUCUGUUCAUAAAGGUUAAAUGAAUGCUUCUCAUCAGAUUUGCCUAUGUGUAUGGUGUCUUGAAGGGUCAUACCAGCUAGAAACCAGAUAGAAGCACAUGUAAUGAUGGGUAAAAUAGUUAAACAGGACUGGACCAUAAUGACAUUGGAAGGAGCCAGGAGUCCCACUUGUAAGACAUAAAAAUCUUGGAGGUGAGAAUCACAAGAUCCCCAUCUUGAUUCAGACAGUUGAAUGACCCCUUAAGUGAUUGCAUGCCACUGCUUCUCUGCACACUGCUCAUUGAAAGCAUUAUCAGAUUUUUUACUGCUUGAUGUGGUGGACUCUUAUAGUGAUCCUUUAAGAUGCAUGUUUUUAUGUGGUGGCUCCCUUGUUGAACACUACCUUGUAUGUAGGACUGAAUGCAUUCAACAGGUGAUCAUCCCUCUUGUGAAAUGCAGUUAAGGUAGGAGAUGCACUGAUGUGGUCAUACAAUGACAACAAAGCAGGUUUGCAGUUGGUCUGUUUCCUCCUGUGUGUUGCUGGUAGUUUGCAGAUGUAUCAUGAUGGUAAGUAUACUUUGUGAGACACCAUUUGCAGACAUUGCUUGUUGAGUAAUACUUGGUAGCUGAAAAGUGAAAGUGCCACCUCCACUACAGUAGUGUGGCGCAGAAACAUAUUCAUAUCUUGUCUGUGCAAAUGAAGCCCACAGGAAUGUAUCACAUGCUACUUUUGAAGAAACUAAUAAGAUAGGCAAUUAUGUGUUGCACUGUGACACUGACAUUGGAAGCCAGUUGAUAUUCCCAUUAAGUUUGUGUUAUGGAUUCAAAAAUAGGCUAGGUUUACACUGUACUACAGAAGAGAAACUUGUAAAUCUGUGUAUCAUUACAGGCUGUGGAAAUGUUCAGACUGUUUUGUAUGCUGAUCAUGUGUUGAGAACAUGGAAGCCAUGAAGCAGUCUUAUUGAGCUAAAGUAGGAGUGUAGCCUGGCCUUUUGGCACAGAGGACAGGGCAUACCUCUUAACGUCCAGAUUUUUGCCUCAUAUUUUUGGUAUGCCCUCAUACAAAUUGUCGUUUUCUGGCAAAUUGGUGUGAAUUGAAUUCACUACAUCAUGGCAAGCAUUUGAGUUUCAGUCUUCAUGUCCUUUAGAAAAUGAAUGGUAACACAAAUCCUUUUAUUCUAGCAACUUUCUAAGUUUAUGAGAGCAGUAUUUAAA